AUGGAUUUAAACGAAGUGUUCCAGAACACCAGUUCAAAAAAAUCUCCCGCUUCAACCGUUGCGGUUGCUUUUGGAACUUUAGUCAGUGGUCUCGGUAUCGGUUUAACCGCUGUUAGUCUACCGUUUAUUUUUCCAUUUUUUCGAAGAGUUUGUUUGCCAUACGUGCCAGCAACGGAUAAACAAAUUUCAAAUGUAUUAGAAGCUCUCAGGGGUAGAUCUGGAACGUUAAUAGAUCUUGGAAGUGGCGAUGGAAGAAUCGUUUUUGCAACUGCUAAAAAAGGUUUUAAAUCAACCGGUUUGGAACUUAAUCCUUGGCUUGUUAUUUAUUCAAAAUUGACUGCUUACUAUUUGAAAUUAAACGGGAAAACAAAAUUUUUAAAAUGCGAUUUGUGGAAAUUUGACUUGAAACCAUAUAAUAAUGUUGUUAUAUUUGGAGUCGAUUCGAUGAUGGAAGAAUUGGAAGUGAAAUUCUUAAAAGAAUUAGAAAAAGACUCAUACAUAAUCGCAUGUAGAUUUCCAUUAAAUAACAUUAAACCGAUAAAAACUAUAGGACUAGGUAUAGAUACAGUAUGGGUCUAUGAAAUAAAAUAA
This is a messenger RNA of Pediculus humanus corporis (human body louse), 591 nucleotides long. RefSeq lists its product as uncharacterized. Gene Ontology annotation, molecular function: protein-lysine N-methyltransferase activity. Gene Ontology annotation, biological process: regulation of mitochondrial ATP synthesis coupled proton transport; positive regulation of proton-transporting ATP synthase activity, rotational mechanism; peptidyl-lysine trimethylation. The record is from RefSeq and is a predicted model, not a curated record. The coding region runs from base 1 to 591 and encodes 196 amino acids. The transcript is spliced from 4 exons. Gene Ontology annotation, cellular component: mitochondrion. Lineage: Eukaryota; Metazoa; Arthropoda; Insecta; Psocodea; Pediculidae.